Messenger RNA from Cladophialophora psammophila CBS 110553, 1743 nucleotides. RefSeq names its product CMGC/SRPK protein kinase. The transcript is spliced from 2 exons. Lineage: Eukaryota; Fungi; Ascomycota; Eurotiomycetes; Chaetothyriales; Herpotrichiellaceae. The record is from RefSeq and is a predicted model, not a curated record. Gene Ontology annotation, biological process: regulation of mRNA processing; spliceosomal complex assembly; protein phosphorylation. Gene Ontology annotation, molecular function: ATP binding; protein kinase activity. Bases 1 to 1743 code for a protein of 580 amino acids.
AUGCGUCCCAACUUGCUCAAACGGGCACACAGCCAUAACAAACAGACGCUGAAUAAUCUGUUGCAUUCGCGGGGCACUUCACCGCAUCCUCAGCCCGAAACAAUCUCCGGCCACAAGCAGAUCGAGGAAGAAACCCUUCCCAAGUACAAUCCAGACCACUGGUACCCAGUGCGACUGGGCGAAGUGUUGCAUCAUCGCUAUGAAAUCGUCGUCAAACUUGGCUUUGGCAUGACAGCCACUGUCUGGCUCGCCAGGGAUCUCCAGGCUGAUGGCAAUGCCGGCAAUCGUAAAUAUGUCACUGUCAAAAUAAAUGUCAACACCCUGGGUGAAGAGUUUCAAAAGGGCCGACGAGAGAUUGCCCAGAAGCUCUUCUCGGCAAACCCCAAACACCCGGGCUAUAGCCAUGUCCGAUUCAUGCUCGACACCUUCAAGGUCAAGGGAAAACACGGCGACCAUCUGUGCAUUGUGUACGACGUUCUCCGCGAACCCAUCGAUUUGUGUAUGGAGAAAUUCCCCGGUCGGCGAUUUAGUUGCCCAAAACUCCGCAUUUUGCUACCGGCUCUGUUACAAGGUCUGGACUACAUGCAUUCCGAAUGUCAUGUUGUGCACACCGAUCUAAAGGCCGACAACAUCAUGAUGGGGCUCGGCGAUCCCAACAUCCUCGAUCACUUUGUGCAGAACCAAAUCGAUCAUCCGGCGCCCCGGAAAGCGCCUGAUGGCCAUGGACGGGUCAUAUAUACAUCUUGCAGUGACUUUGGAGAGCCGCCCAAUGAAGCCGUCAUUGCCUCCGCCAAAAUCACCGACAUAGGUCUGGCAGCAUGGGGAGACGAGAAGAACACGAAGCCCAUCCAGUCCAACGCUUUCAUGGCGCCCGAAGUCAUCUUGCAAGCGGGCUGGUCCUAUCCUGCCGACAUCUGGAACCUGGGAGUCAUGUUGUGGGAUCUGUUCGAACAUUUCGGACUAUUCGAUCGGAUCGAUACGAAACCCGGCCAUUACCAUCCCGAGCAGCACUUGGGUCUAAUGAUUGCUUUGAUGGGCCCGCCACCCAAGGAUUUUCUGAAGCGUUGUGCCAAGGCAUCGAUCUAUUUCGACUCCGAUGGCCAAUUUAAACAUCCAGAAUAUAUCGAGGACCACACGUUCGAAUCGUCCAUUGUAAGGUUAAAAGGGGAAGAGAAAGAAAUGUUCAUUGAUUUCGCCAAGAAAAUGAUCGCGUGGGUGCCUGAAGAACGGUGGACCGCGAAGCAAUUACUCGAGCAUCCUUUCCUGACUAAAGAGAAAGAAUUUUUUUCAGCCACGCCGAGCCUUAGCAGAGCUUCAACGGCUUCCAUCAGCUCAAUGAUUCCAUCGCGAGCAGUUACACCAGGCAUUCCACCAUCGAGUUCACCUAAUUCGGGUCCGAAUUCCUCGCCGAAAUCAGUGCCGAACACAACACUCUUGCCUCCCAGACUUCUAGAGCUGGUGCCGUCUGUCUCAUCGACAGAAUGCGAAUCAUCGACAAACUGCGAAGAGACAAAGACCGAGAAGUUGGCGACAAAUAACGAGAAAUCCACGUCGAGAACCUCGCUAUCUUUAAGGCCCAAAAUGGAGAGUCUGGUGGAGUCGAACAAUGAGCCAGAUGUCGAGGUCCCCAAUUCUAAACGUCUCUCGGUGAAUAAAGCGAACAAGUGCUCGCAGGAUAUCAUCGAUGCUAUCCUCAGCAAGGGCAAAAAUCACAAUCACCGAGUAUCGCCAGAAGCGAAAUAA